Molecule: messenger RNA, 1000 nt
Organism: Lolium rigidum
Lineage: Eukaryota; Viridiplantae; Streptophyta; Magnoliopsida; Poales; Poaceae
Exons: 3
Coding region: 239-652 (137 amino acids)
Source: RefSeq, a predicted model, not a curated record
UUCCUGUUGAAAAAGAAAAAAAACUCUGUUUGUGAGUCUGAAGCGAAGCGGUGGAAGGUAGGGGAGGGGAUCGAUCUGAUCUUGCGAGGAAGCCCUAGGUUCGCCAGAUUCCUUCCUCCAAUAUUUGCAAGGUAUUAUAAGUCGCCAGAAAUUGAUUUCCCCUUCUUCUUCUCCUUCUUCCCAACUGAGCCUUCGUAGACAUACACACCCCGAGGAUCCGAAGAAAUCGAGAGCAGCCAUGGCCGCCGCGAUUCGACAUGCGGCGAGGAGGGUCAGUGUCCAGCGGGCUGUUGAGCCUCCAAGGCUUGUCAACACCGGCCCCGUCAACCCCAAGCCGCAUGGGCUCACGGCCGACCAGAAGAAGGAUGCCGCGAUUCGCAUGGCUCUGAUCGACAAUAAGACAGAGGAGCUCUACAGUCUGGUUGCUGGGUUCAACGCAAAGUACACUGUUAAGGGCAGCGUAGGCCAAAAGUACACCAACCUGAUGAAUCAACUCUCUGUACAGAUCCAACCUAGGCACGAUGACCCUGGCUGGCGCUCGUGCCGGCGAUCAGCCAUCGUUCAUGAUCGCUUCAAAACCGUGGGAGGGCUUUUCAUUGGCUAUGUGCUUGGAGAUGCCUUGUUUCACUGGUACCAUGACAGAGAUCUGUAAGAUGGCCAAGCUCUCAAGAAGCAUAGCGUCUUGCAUCACAAGAAUUCCUAAGUGUUUUUGGUGUAACAUGCUUUGCUUGACAGUCUAGACAGGUUAAUCAAGUGUCUACUGUUGAUACACCUUCCAAGGUGUAUUCUCGAAAAAAUCAAGUGCCUACUGAUCGCUCCAUGUUUUUUUUCUUCCCUCUUUGUCUCGUUGCGUUGCUACUCGUUGUGAUCAAACUAUAUGUAUUUAUAUGUUGCAGACUUGUCUUGAUGCUGCAAGAUCUAUUCAUUCUAGGUGUUGUUUAUUACAAUGUCUUGUAGAACAGCAGGUGGUUUGUUUAUUAUUCGUCACCCCUUUCGAAAA